ACUUCUCAACAAGAGAAACUGUACUUGGGGAGGAAUCCGAUCUCCAUAUUUCUUCUUUCAGCUUCAUCAAGGGUCGUGGUUGGAACCUUCCAUCAAUUCUUUUCUUUUUCUUUUUUUCUCUCUCUCUCUCUAGCCCUUGCCCGUUGCUCUCUCUGCCUGUCACAGUUAAGUCAGCUGCAGGCCUCCACAGUGUGGCUGGGACACUGUGAAAUGUGUCAGAAGGGUGUCAGGUAUUUCUUGCUGGCUUCCCAAAAACGGAGAUAAAGAAGUCUUUCCCGGGGUGCCCCUUUCAGGCUGCUUUUGGGCACUGUCUUGAGUUGAAGCAGAAGGAGGUGAAGGGCGACAGCAAAAGAGCCGGGGAGAAGAUGCCCCGGGGCUGCCGGCCGGCGGGUGAGCACUCCUGGGGCAGAAGCACCUGCCUCGCUAUGCUCAGCCAAAGUCAAGUUAGUCUCUAUUGACAGUUCAAGCCCAUGAAGACCAUGCUGCUCUUCCUUGUCACUCUGUUGCCGGUAGUUUUUAGUCUCCCAGCACUCCGUCCCUGGAACUGCCCUGAAGGCUCCCCCUCGGGCAAUGGGAACUCCACGUGUGCGGUUUGGUUUCUUUCUUCCCACUCAGGUCCUGCACCCUUCUUAAUUUUCUCUCAUGGAAAUAGCAUCUUUAGGAUUGACCUGGAAGGAACCAAUCAUGAGAAAUUGGUGACAGAUGCUGGUGUAUCAGUGAUCAUGGACUUUCAUUACAAUAAAGAAAGAAUCUAUUGGCUAGAUCCAGAAAGACAACUUUUGCAGAGAGUUUUUCUGAAUGGGACAAGGCAAGAGAGAGUAUGCACUAUAGAGAAAAAUGUCUCAGGAAUGGCAAUAAAUUGGAUAAAAGAAGAACUAAUUUGGUCAAAUCAACAGGAAGGAAUCAUUACAGUCACAGAUAUGGAAGGAAACAAUCCCCGUGUUCUCUUAAGCACCUUAAAAUACCCUGCAAACGUAGCAGUCGAUCCAGUAGAAAGGUUUAUAUUUUGGUCUUCAGAGGUGGCCGGCAGCCUUCACAGAGCAGAUCUCAAAGGUGUGGAAGGGAAGAUUCUGUUCGAGACGUCAGAGAAAAUAACAGCUAUGUCACUGGAUGUGCUUGAUAAACGGCUCUUUUGGAUUCAGUACCACAGUGAAGGGAGCAAUUCUCGCGUUUGUUCCUGUGAUUAUGAUGGAGGUUCUGUCCAUUUCAGCAAACAUCUUGCACAGCACAAUUUGUUUGCAAUGUCCCUUUUUGGAGACCGUAUCUUCUACUCAACAUGGAGAAAGAAGACGAUUUGGAUAGCCAACAAACACACUGGGAGGGAUAUGGUUAGGAUUAACCUCAACUCAUCACUUGCACCACCUGGUGGAAUUAAAGUAGUACACCCACUUGUACAGCCCAAGGCAGAGCCUGAUGCUGUGACGUCUGAUCAGAAACUCUGCAAACUGAGGAAAGGUAACUGCAGAGGCAGCGUGUGUGGGCAAGCCCCUAAGUCCUAUCUGUGCACGUGUGCGGAGGGCUACGCCUUAAGCCAGGACGGGAAGCACUGUGAAGAUGUCAAUGAAUGUGCCCUUUGGAAUCACGGCUGUACUCUUGGGUGUGAAAAUACCCCCGGAUCCUAUUAUUGCACAUGCCCUGUAGGAUUUGUUCUGCUUCCUGAUGGGAAACGGUGUCACCAAUUAAUUUCCUGUCCAAGCAAUGCAUCUGAAUGCAGCCAUGACUGUGUUCUGACUUCGGAUGGUCCCAUAUGUUUCUGUCCUGAAGGCUCAGUGCUUGAGCCAGAUGGAAAAACAUGCAGUGGCUGCUCAUCACCUGAUAAUGGUGGAUGUAGCCAACUCUGCCUCGCUCUCAGCCCAGUAUCCUGGGAAUGUGGCUGCCUUCCUGGGUAUGACCUUCAACUGGACAAAAAAAGCUGUGUAGCGUCAGGACCACAACCGUUUUUGCUGUUUGCCAAUUCCCAAGAUAUUCGACACAUGCAUUUUGAUGGAACUGAUUAUGGAACCCUACUCAGCCAGCAGAUGGGAGCGGUUUUCGCUCUAGACCAUGACCCUGUGGAAAAUAAGGUAUACUUUGCCCAUACAGUCCUGAAGUGGAUAGAGAGAGCCAAUAUGGAUGGUUCCCAGCGAGAAAGGCUCAUCGAGGAAGCAAUAGAUGCUCCCGAAGGUCUUGCUAUAGACUGGAUUAACUGCAAACUCUAUUGGACAGACAGAGGGAAAUCUGUCAUUGAAGGCAGUGAUUUAAGUGGAAAACAUCGUGAAAUACUCAUUAAGGAGGACGUCUCUCAGCCUCGAGGAAUCGCUGUUCAUCCAAUGGCCAAGAGAUUAUUCUGGACUGAUAUGGGGAUUAAUCCACGAAUUGAGAGUUCUUCCCUUCAAGGCAACGGCCGGCUGGUUAUUGCUAGCUCUGAGCUGGUCUGGCCCAGUGGAAUAACGAUUGAUUUCUUAACUGACACGUUGUAUUGGUGCGAUGCCAAGCAGUCUGUGAUUGAAAUGGCCAAUCUGGAUGGUUCAAACCGCCAAAGACUUGCCCAGAACGAUGUAGGUCACCCGUUUGCUGUGGCUGUGUUUGAGGAUCACGUGUGGCUCUCCGACUGGACCAUGCCAUCGGUAAUAAGGGUGCACAAGAGGACUGGCAAAAAUAGGGUACGUCUCCGAGGCAGCAUGCUGAAGCCCUCAUCACUGGUUGUAGUUCAUCCAUUGGCAAAACCAGGAGCGGAUCCCUGCUUAUUCCAAAAUGGAGGCUGUGAACAUAUUUGCAAAGAGAAGUUUGGAAUUGCUCAGUGCUCAUGUCGUGAAGGUUUUGUGAAAGCCCCAGGUGGGAAGAAGUGUCUGGCUCUAAAUGUUCAUCAGAUAUCGGCAGGUAGCAACGCAGAUCUAAGUAAUCAAGUAAUGCCAUCAGGCAUCUUAUCCAGCAGUCGAGGAUUUGAAGAUAACAUUACAGAAUCUCAACAUAUGCUGGUGGCUGAAAUCAUGGUGUCAGAUGAAGAUGACUGUAGUCCCGUGGGAUGUGGUCCGCACUCUUGGUGCGUCUCAGAGGAAGAGGUUGCCACGUGCCAGUGUUUGAGAGGAUUUGCUGGGGAUGGAAAAGUAUGUUCUGAUAUGGAUGAAUGUGAGAUGGGUAUCGCGGUUUGCCCGCACCCCUCCUCCAAGUGCAUCAAUACAGAAGGCAGCUAUGUUUGCACGUGCUCAGAAGGCUACCGAGGAAAUGGGACUCACUGUCUUGAUAUUGACGAGUGCCAGCUGGGCGUGCACACCUGUGGGGAAAAUUCCACCUGUACAAACACAGAGGGAAACUACACCUGCCUGUGUGCCAGCAGCCUGUCUGAACCCCGGCGGAUUUGCCCCGACUCGACUCCACCCUCUCAUCUCAAGGAGGAUGGGCGCCAUUCUGUGAGAAAUGGUUACUCGGAAUGCCCCCCGUCCCACGCCGGGUACUGCCUCCACGGCGGCAUGUGUAUGUACAUUGAAGCCGUGGACCGCUACGCAUGCAAGGUGGUUUCGCAGUGGGCAGUGUCACCUGCGGCCCGGAAACCCUGCGGCCCUCCUGCGCACUCACCCAGAACACCUUCCCCGUGGGGCUUUUCAUAAAGUGACACUCACAAU
This is a messenger RNA of Myotis brandtii (Brandt's bat), 3602 nucleotides long. RefSeq names its product epidermal growth factor (gene EGF). The record is from RefSeq and is a predicted model, not a curated record. The transcript has 21 exons. Gene Ontology annotation, molecular function: calcium ion binding. Lineage: Eukaryota; Metazoa; Chordata; Mammalia; Chiroptera; Vespertilionidae. Bases 471 to 3587 code for a protein of 1038 amino acids.